Molecule: messenger RNA, 656 nt
Organism: Prorocentrum cordatum
Lineage: Eukaryota; Dinophyceae; Prorocentrales; Prorocentraceae
Source: the annotation of a GenBank genome assembly
GCCGAGAGGCCGACGCGGGCGUGGCGAAGUGCCAGAGCGAGGACAGCAGCGACGCGGGGGAGUCCGCCGCCGCUGCCAGCUGCUGGAGGCGCCUCCAAACUCGGGGCAAGGCCCGGGUCAGGAAGGCGCUCGACGUCUUGGAGGGCGCCUCGGCUGUCGCCGGGAAGGAGAAGCUGGGGGCCAGCCAUCUCGAGAGGCGCUCCGUGGGCGAAGUUGAUGUGCGCAUAGUAGAUAACAUGAGCGGCGAGUUCCUGAUGGGGGUCAAGGCCUUGCGCAGGAAGAAGUCGUUUGCUGGGCUGACGUCUGUUCCAUCCAGGCUACGGCCGCCUGGGUGGCCUGCGUCUACCCCGAUCUUCGCGGUGCCUGAAGGAAUGGAAGAAGCUGUCACCAUCUCGCUCUCGGAAGCCCUUGGUGUUCGCGAUCUGGGCGGAUGGCAGUGGAGCCAUGCCGUGGUGGAGUGCUAUCUUCUCCCCAGGGAGAUGCUGGGGGCGACUGGCAAUUUGUUCUGGCCCCAAGCGAACGCGCAGUUCAGGACUGGGUCGCAUUGCUCUUUCCAGAAGCGGGGGUGGCCUGAAGAGGUGGGAUCGGCAGACGAUACGAUCACGUGCGAUUCGGGACGGCGCCCUUGGAUGAGCCACAUUUUCUGCGCGCUGAAG